Chinchilla lanigera (long-tailed chinchilla) is the source of this 698-nucleotide messenger RNA. RefSeq names its product NADH dehydrogenase (ubiquinone) 1 beta subcomplex, 1, 7kDa (gene Ndufb1). Lineage: Eukaryota; Metazoa; Chordata; Mammalia; Rodentia; Chinchillidae. Gene Ontology annotation, cellular component: mitochondrion. The transcript is spliced from 4 exons. The record is from RefSeq and is a predicted model, not a curated record. The coding region runs from base 1 to 615 and encodes 204 amino acids.
AUGAGUCCCCCAGCCCCGGACAGAAAGGGCGGCGGAGAACCGCAGAAAGGAGCUAAAGAGAGCGAGCGAGAGAGAGAACCGUACGGACUGUCACAAACAACCCGGGAGUAUUCCACCCACGAAGUCACUUCUCUUUCACUCGCGGAGAACUUCCAGGACAGUCGCAACCGGAACCGCAGAAGCACUUCCCCUGGGAGACUGGGUCGGAGCCCGCUGUCCCCGAGGGCGAGGACGCCCCUCCCCCAUCCAAAGGCGCACCCCCUUCUCCCGCCCUCACUUGCCGCAAAGAAGAGGUAUAAAUUUCCGCCACAACGCCUCCCCCCGUGCGGGCGGUCGAUAUGGCAGAUCCUGAGGUCGCCGCAUCCGCCAGCGCUAGUGGCGGAGCUUGCAGCUGUCCUUGGUCGUGCGGUCGUUGUUGGCCCUCAGGCCGCAGCAGUCAUGGUCAACAUAGUUCAGAUUGUGCGUGACCACUGGGUACAUAUACUUGUCCCUAUGGGAUUUGUCUUUGGAUGGUAUCUGGACAGAAAGAAUGAUGAAACGCUAACUGCCUUCCGGAACAAGAGUAUGCUAUUUAAAAGGGAAUUGAGGCCCAAUGAAGAAGUUACCUGGAAAUAAGGACUGUGGCUAAAUUACAGAACGUUCAUGUUUUAAAAUGUAUCAGAAAAAAUAAAAACAUAUUUGUUAUUUAGUUACAAGAA